Messenger RNA from Macrosteles quadrilineatus (aster leafhopper), 4920 nucleotides. Its product is annotated as polycystic kidney disease protein 1-like 3. The transcript has 2 exons. NCBI's taxonomy places the organism in Eukaryota, Metazoa, Arthropoda, Insecta, Hemiptera, Cicadellidae. The record is from RefSeq and is a predicted model, not a curated record. Bases 220 to 2187 code for a protein of 655 amino acids.
GAAAGCGGAAAGCGGUUGGUUAUAUUUGGAAUUUAGGUUUGUUUUUAUCAUAACGUUUAAUAUUAAAUACAUUUUAUAAGUGUUUCGCAAAUUAUUUAUUGAACUGUGGAUUCAACGGUCUUUAAAUGCUGUAUAACUUAUUGCUGAUGGGCGUUCAACAGUUUCUAACAUAAUAUUGUUAGAUUUUCAAAGAUUAAAGGCAAGAAAGGAUCGAGGAAAAUGUCAGACUGUAAAGUUCCAGAAAAUAAAAGUGAACCGGAAGCUGGGCCUUCUACUUCACAAACAGAAAAUGUUCAACAGAAAGCAUUAAUUCCUUUUGUGAGCUUGCCAAAAGUUGUUUUGACAAGGCUUGAUAUCAACAAUUUACCAGUUCCAGUCAAUACAAAGCCGACUAAGAAACCAGUAAAAAGGAUAGACAAGAAAAGUAAACCUAACCCUUCAAAGAGCAAUUCCAAACAGACUGUACCUAACAACAAGCAUGACAUCAGAACUCGAGGUAGACCAAAAAAAAAUUACAAGGCGUUGGCAGAAUUUGGAACAUCAUUCAUUGAGUCAAAUGACAGUAAAGUUAAAACCAAACAGCCCCCCCGAACCAUAAAAAAAGAGUCCGAUGUGGAAGACAGUCCAGUGAAAAACAUACUUAAAAAGACCAUGCUCCAAAAAAGGAGCAAAAUAGCUCUUCCUCCAUCCAACAAAAGGAAAUUUCCGCCAAUAAAAGUGUCGCCAAAAAAAACUAAAGGAAUAUCGUUUUCCACUGUACAAACACGUAAGAAAGAGUCGCCACCAAAAGGAACAAACAGCUCGUUUAAAAUGGAUACUAACGACUCUGAAGAUGAAUUUUUGUUCGACGAGUUGAUUGACGAGAUUGUAAAUGCGCCCAAGAAAAAGACAGUUCCAGAGAAAACCACCAAUAUAACUCUGAAACCCAAUGCUGGAAAUAAACCCCCAACAAUUGUCAAAGGCGGAAUUGUUAAAAAGAGUAGUUUGCCCCCGGAUUUAAAGUCUGUAGCAAGUCCAACUUCACUGAACAGCACCAAACAUACUGUAAUAUCGUUAAACGUCAACCGGAAGUCAUCAGUGAUGGAAAAUGCAAUAAAAUCGCCAGCUACCGCAGAAACUCCUUCUGCAAGUUUGCCCACAAAGGCUUCUCCUUUCCCAAUAUCCAUUAACUCCCCUAAAGCUGGACCAAAAGAUCUAGGUAAGAAAAGGCAAAAAAUUGUUGCAGCUUCUGAAUCCUCGAAUGAGCUACCUCCAAAUGAAUUCUACUCUCCUGCAAAGCCAACUAAACAAAUGGGACCCGCCAAAAAGCCGAAACCCCCAGUUACAUCCACCCCCAGACCAAGAGGAAGGCCGAGAAUAGGUCCCAAGCAAGUGAACAGGACUUUACCAAGUCCAUCGGCCGAUGACGAAUCUGAUGAAUAUACUGAAGUGGAGACUCUAGAAAAUUUGGAUCCAGAGGAUGAACUGUCAUCUAAUGUUGCAAAUGACACUGUGGUUAAUGAAGAGGUCCAAAUAAUAUCAAAUCAGACGUCUAAAAGCCCUUCCAAACUUGAAACCGCACCAUCUACUGAUGAUAAAAGUACAAAGGAUGGAGACCCUCAUCUAGAUCUUCUUAGGAUAUUGACGGAUGAAACAGAAAAUGCUACAGAAGUCGAGACAAAUGUAUCCCAAGAGGACAAUACAGAACAUCCCCACCAAUCUAAUGACCCGAUACAAAAUUUAACAGAUUCUGAUAUUUCUAAAAAGCCAUUACGCCCUGACGCCGACGCCAACAACGCCUGUGUCGAGGGAUCAGGUAAUCCAUCCGAUCUCCAAGACAAAAAAUCAACGGUUAAACACGGGAAAGAUACUUCGAACCCAGUCACUGAACUGAGUGUACCUAGUAAUCCUGUGGAAGAAGAAACCCAAUCCAUUCGAACUAUAUAUGAUCUAAUGAAUGACGUUUCACUGCAGUAUCCGAGUUGGAAUCUUCAUAUAAUACCCGAAACCAACGCUUUUUGUAUUGCACAAGUCACAAAGGGCCGGCUUGGUCUACCUACGCUAAAGAAAUGCAUUGAAUUGGACCCUGAAACUUACAGUGCGAAAGUUUAUAUUCACCAAUAUCAUAUCAAGAGGUUCGACGGGGUUUACGACAGCGAAGAAGCUAUUGUUGCUUUGAUAGAAGAGAUUCAUUCUAUUAAGGCGUAAACACCAAAACAAAGAAUAUCUUUUACCUCAAAGGUAUUGUAAUAAUUUAAGAGACCCUUUAGCUAUUUACGAGAUUUUUAAUCGUCACAUUGUAGAAAAAACGUUUAUUUACAGUAAAGCAUGUUGUAAAGUUGUACUUGUUAGAUUUUUUGCACGAGACAAAAUCAAGCCUACACUUUUAUAGAUAUGUCAUACUUUAGGAUCAGGUGUAGACAAUUCAACGACGUUAACAAGGCAUAUGUUUAUGUACGGUGUAAAUAGAGCUCAAUUUGAUGUUUCUUUAAUUGUUUUCACUACAUGUUUAAAGCCAUUUAGAGAAAAUAAGACGACAUAAUUAUGGAAAAAAGAAACGCCCCCACAUUUACCGGACGGAAUUAACAUCCAAACUGUCUCUAGCUUAAUUAUACGGAUGAUAAAUCUAUAAUAAUAUAGUUAUUCUAUGGUGGUUGGACUGAGGUGAAUUGCUACAGUAGAACUCCAGUUUUCCGAAUCGCUUACAGAACGAAUUUUAUUAAUCCCAGUAACUCUUGUUUUUAAAGGCAGAAGCUAUGAUCUUGGUCAAAUCCAAAGGCUCCCUAGCGGUCGUAUAGACAUCGUCUUUCGCGGUCUCGGAAUACAUAGUUAUUGUUUAUGGUUAUUGUUGUAAGAUCGCGGCCAAAUCUUGUGUAGAAGUGAUCAUCGUCUCCUGCAGUCUUAGAAAUUCGUUGGUAACGGGGGUUUAUAAGGGAAUUUUAUAUUGUGUAAAAAUUGGUUUCCCCAUUUUGAACUGUUUUAACUUGUCAAUUAACUGAUUUUGAUUAAAUCUGGAAAAUUUAUUUAGUUCAUACACUAAUGUUAUUUAAAUAGGGAGUAAAUAGGAGAUAUUUUAGCGAAAUACCAUAGGCAAAUGAAAAUUCGCUUAGUCUGCAACUGCAUGUUUCCCACGGCGCGGUGGGGGUAUUUUAUCAUCCAAAUGUGAUGCAGUCCCAAUUCAUUCGGAUGGUUGGUUGGAGUUCUACUGUAAUUGAAAAGUUUUAAAUACAUUAUUUAGCAAACGGUUCAGUGUUUAAAUGAUUAGCUUGGCAUUGUAUCAUGAUUCACGAUAAGGCCAAGCUGAAAUAUUACUGGCAGUUAGCUAUGAAUAAAUAUAGGUUUUUGUUCUUAUUGGUGACGUUUAUGUUUUAAAAUUUAAGAACUAACUGAUAUAUUUUGUAAAUAAAUAAUUGAGUUUUUAUCAAUUGAGGUUUAGUGUAACUUAUGUAUUCAGUACAGUUUGUUUGAGAAGUUAAAAUAUGAAGUUAGUCAAAUGUUAUGAGUUAAAAGUAUCUAAUAUAGCCCACCUAACAAAAUUUGUAUAUAAUUAUAAUAUAUAUUUGAGGUCAUCAGUUCUACAUUUAUUACCUUUACUACUUUUUCUGUGCACAUUCCAACAUUUCAAACCCGUCAUAUCUGUUCUAGUAGGCCUAUUAAAUUUAUAUUGAUCAUUUACAAUAUAAUUAUAUUGUAUCUUGAAUUCCACUGAUAAACAUUUUGCGAGAAAACUUUCAAAGGUAAUAUAUGAAAAAGCAAGAUAUGUGUUUGUAUAUUCUGAUUACUUUAUGAUAUUUAUUUUAGGAUUACAGCCAGAUAUGCAAUUGUCUUAAUCGAAGUGAAUGUUGUAAAUGGUACGGUAACUUGAGACCGAACCAAAUUUAAAGUAGUUUAGAAAUCAUAACGUUCCUUUGUCCAAAAGUGGUCGCCAGCUCUACCAAAAAUGUUUGGUUCUCAAACGCUCGUACAAAAAAAACCUCGUACAAGCACCGCAUAGGAACUAAAAAUAUUUUGCCUAGUCUGUUGUCUUCGAUAUCUUCUAGAGACAGUUGGCAAAAUGUGUUUUUGGGCCAUAAUGCUGUAUAUUCUGUUCUUUUAAGGAUUCUCCCCACUUUCAGCUGUCAGACGUUUCAAAAUCAAAGACGAGGUUGAGUGGAUGGAGUGGGAGUCGUUUCCCAUAUGAGUCCUUGGAGGCUAGCGGCCAUCUUGGAUAAUUUUAAACAGCUACUGAAGAGUUGUUUAUCGUUCAAAAAUAAACACCAAAGUGAUUGCAAUUUAAAUAUAUAGUGAACUGUGAUAUUAUAAAUGUUCUUUUAUAGUUUUGAAUUGUUUUCCAAGGGAAUCCAUGUAAGCUUACGGCCGGAUUUGCCCGCCAUAAGAGUAAUGUUAAUUUCUGAAGAGUUAUUUACCAUCUCAAAUUAUUUUUAAAACACCAGAGUGAUUAUAGUUUAACUAUCUAUUACACCGUGAGAUUCAAAUUUUCUUUGUAGUUUUUUUAAUUGUUUACCGAAUUAGAAGGUCUAGGCUCCAAGGACUUUUAUACAGCCUGAAUUUGUGAACGAAGCAUGGACAAAAUUUAACAUCCUUGAGAGAGGUUUCCAUAUCACAAGAAUCAAUAGAACCAGAAUAGUGUCACAUUUCUAAACUAUCUAAACUUUAUAUAGUGAAUAGACACUUCUGAUCGCAAUAAAUUAACGUGGCCGUAAUUAGAUUUUAAAUAUUAACGUUUACAAAAGUGUUAUGAAUGUAAAAAAAGAAAUACUGUAACAUAGAUGAAGAUGCAACUUGUCUACUUUAGCCUAUAUGGAAGUGUUGGCCAUUCGUUUACACAGUUGUAUAACCAAAGGCUAGAUUGAAUAUGUGACGCAUACAAUUGUAUGAAAACAACUUUGACUUGUCCAUGCAUGUAAAAAUCACAAAUAAACGUCUUAUGUCUUUGACAAG